This is a messenger RNA of Olea europaea var. sylvestris, 1966 nucleotides long. RefSeq names its product protein WVD2-like 7. Lineage: Eukaryota; Viridiplantae; Streptophyta; Magnoliopsida; Lamiales; Oleaceae. The transcript has 9 exons. The coding region runs from base 149 to 1750 and encodes 533 amino acids. The record is from RefSeq and is a predicted model, not a curated record.
UACAAAAGUUGUCUUGUUUGUGUCAUAAAAAAAAAUUAAUAAUAAAAUAAAAAUAAAAAAGCAGACCAAAGUUCAGAUUUUUCUGGGAUUUGUAAUUUUCAGUUGUUGCUGUGUUGUGGGCUUCUCAUUCUACAAACUUGCAAACAGAAUGGGAGACUCGGCUUGUCUUAUGCCUGGCUUCUCUUAUGCUUCUGCCAUACCCAACGAAGCCAAACAGAUGGGCUAUGAAUUACAGGGGAACCCAAUGCACGCUCUUGGGGAGUCAAUUUCGUUUGGGAGGUUCACGUCGGAAUCUCUGUCUUGGGAAAAAUGGUCCUCCUUUUCAUCCCACAAGCGUUACGUAGAAGAAGCCGAGAGAUAUGCGCAGCCGGGAUCAGUUGCGCAGAAGAAGGCUUUCUUCGAAGCUCAUUACAAGAGAAUUGCUGCUCAAAAAGCAGCAGCAGCAGCAUUGGUUGAUCAAGAAAAUGCUGCCAAUAACGUUGAAACUAAAUUCAGUGGAGAUGAUGCUAAUGAUUUGCAAGAACUAGGGGACGAAGUUAAGAAGCCUAUUGGAAAGAAAGAUUUAGGACUCUGUGCUGGUGACCAUGGUGCAAUUGCUGAAUCAAAUGAAGUGGAAACUGGGAAAGAUGGUUUAAAUGGUGUAAAAUAUUUCUCGGGGGAGACUCUGAUGAGGGAGAAUUCAUCUAACAAGAUUUAUAAUGUUGUGAAUCAAGAACCAGCUUCUGGAUCAGAGACUAGUGGAACACCUCAGAUGGAGAAACCUCUAUUGAAGAAUUCCGUCCAAAACGAAGAUAAUCCAUCAGUGACAAGCAAGAAAAGAUCAGCUCUUUCCUCAUUCAAGUCAUCUAUUCACCAUAAAACGUCUAAAGUUCCAUUCACACCAGCCAAGCCAAUUACUCCUCAUUUCAGGAAAGAACACAAUGUCACAAGGAAGUCUAAUGUAGACUCCUUGGAUAAAAACAAGUCAUCUCAGAAAUCUCUGCGCACGUUGAUUAAUAUGGUUCCUGAUAGAGAACCAGAUAAAGUACCAAUUCCUUCGAACGAAAGAACUGAAUGUUCAGGCGUUCCUCCAGUUUCGUCCAAGUCACGAAAAGAUUGUGAGACUCCUCUGAAGACUCCAGUUGGGGUUGCUAAAUAUGGGAUGUCGAAAUAUAACGCAGCAACGCCUCGAUCAGAAGAUAAAAGGAACAAAACACCAAUUGAUCCCUCAGCUUUAGGAAGCAAAACAAGCGGCCCAAAAUGGCACAUUUUAUCAGCCGUUUGCCCCAAGUCAUUGACGGGCCAUCGGAACAAAUUACAAUCACCUACUUUAUCCACUCCUUUUAUUCUGAGAACUGAAGAAAGAGCUGCCAGAAGAAAACAGAAACUCGAGGAAAAAUUCAAUGCUAAGGAGGCGUCAAAGGUGCAACUACAAACAAAACUAAGGGAAAAAGCAGGAAAUGAAUUUAGAAAAUUGCGUCAAAGCUUUUGCUUUAAAGCUCGUCCGCUACCUGAUUUUUACAAGGAACGAGACAUACCAAAAAAACAGAUGAAAAAGAGUUCAGUAACACAUCCAGAGGCAAUGAGAAAAAACUAUUCAGGCAAGAAGCUAAGCACUGUCUCAAUGCCACCGCCUCCUCCCCCUCCAACAUUUUCGACUAAGAAGAAUGGUACUUCCAAGAAUGUAUCGAAAAAGAAAAUUGAUUUUCUUACUUCACAACCAGAAAGGAUCAAUCAUGAGAACAAAAGCCCAAAUAUUCAGCAAUCAUGAAAACAUGUGCACGUCUUUUUAUCUUCCAGGAGAACCCUGCACAAUUAGGCAUUGUCGUUCGUGGAGGAUCUCGUCCGGUUUGGAAGAGCUAGUAAUUCUAUCGUUUGGAGUAAGCAAAGAUUGUAGUUAAAAGUUUCUUUGUGCACAAAUUUAUGUCAAAAAGUUAAUGCCUAAUUUGUAUCCGUGAAACCCCAUGUUAAUGAAAUUAUUUCGUCA